CUGGCUUCGCUGCUGCAUGGACUCAGAGCACAGGUCCUUUGCCGUACCCAGCGGAGGCAGACGGGGCUUCCCUCAGCUCUAGGGAGUGGACCAUGAAGACGUCAAUUGUAUUUUUGCUUUGCAUCUCAGUUUUCCCAGGCUUUUCCCAGGGCAGAGUUGUUGGAGAGGAUGAAACUGGUUUUGCUGAGUGUAACGUGUUCUUCUCUGGACAAAUCCCACCCGAAGGAUUUACGGAGCCAUUCCACGUGAAAAUUUGUCAGCAGUAUAACAAAGAGCCACGUUUUGCAACCCUCUACAGUACUAAGGACAAAAUCCCUCUUUAUUCAGCUUUUAAGUAUACAAAGCCAGCCCAAAAUGAGGAGGAGAACUGGCUGGUCGAACCGCAGAUAGACGAUCCAGAAAAUGACCUGCAUGAGAUGGUGCAUGAAGCCGAUACCAUUGGCACUGUGGCCAACCUUGGUGCAAAUCAAGCCCUGACCUCAGACUACGUGGGCUCUGGUUACGAGAGAGGGCUGCUCAAUCCCAGCUUGCUCAAUGAGGAGGAUUUCCAGAUGGCCACUUACACGCUCACGAACGCUGUCCCUCUGAGCCCGUCUCUGAGCAAAAGGUGGCACAGAGACAUUGGGAUGGUAGUAGAGCAAGCUCUGAUCCCCCACUGCUCCAAGAAGGAUCAUCUGUAUCUCCUUGCAGGUGCGAUUCCUUCCAGUGUCCGAGUUAAAGGCAAAGUGUCAGUGCCAGAGACCCUCUGGCUGGCAGCCUGCUGUGAUGCUCCGGAGGGAUGGUCCCUGGGACUAGUGAAGAAAAUGAAUGAUGAAAACAGCUUGGCGGACCUCACGGUGGGAGAGCUGGAGAAGCAGCUCCUGGCAGGGGUUCACUUGUUCAAGGGCAACUGUGGGGAAGACAACCAAAACCAGGAGAAAACAGAAGCAAUACUGCAAGCUGUCAGUCAGAUCCGCUCUGGAGAGCAAGUAGGAACAAGUGACAACCAGGAGGCUAAAGACAGUGGCUGGGUGAGAAAAGUGGCUGGCAUCAUAGCUACCCCUUUCAUCAAACUUCUGGAACUCCUCAUCUAUGUGUUUGUGGAGCUGGUGAAAUUUGUGUUUUAUUUUCUGUGGCUUGUUAUCAAGCGGGUCGGUGGUACAGUUCUGGAUGGAGUCUACAGCCUGUGGAACGGGGUGUUGUCCUACCUUAAAGCCAUCAGCAUGGUGCUCAUCAGCAUCCCGUAUGAUGUGGGGAGGGUCAUCGUCAACAUCUUCCUGGGUUUUCUGCAAAUUGUUCAAGAUGUGGCAUCCCUCACCUACAGGAUCCUGAGCAUCCCUGUGGGGUUUGUCCUUCACCUCGCUGCUUUCCCUUACCACUCCAUCUGCGCCAUUCCUUCUGUCCUCAAAGACAUGGCCACUGGGAUCGGGGGCACCUUCUCGCUAGUCAUCGAUGCCACAGCCGCAAUUCUGCAUGGCUUUUAUUACUUGGCUGGUCACAUAGUCAAACGGUUUGUCCCUAAAGGCUCCUCUGAUGACUGAUAUAGAUGGAAACCAAGGCUGCAAAGACACGGAAUGAAGGAGGAGUGGGACAAUACUUUAAGAUAUGUGGCCAAACGCUGUUGAUUUUGUUCCGGUAUUUAUUGUAGUGACAUUAAUAACAAUGAACCGAUUGGGGAGUAACAGGGAAGGCCAAGGUAACGUUGCUGGGGGACGCCACCAUUGUAACUCAAGUUCUGUCUGCUGUAAAGUGUUUGGGUUUUUUUGGUGCAGGCCACAAAGUUUCUGUGAUUUGCAGAUGUCAAGAUGCUUCCUCUGGGAGAUGUGUGCUAAAUGUGGUACAGUUAUUUCUUUCCGGCAAAGGUAACACUGAGACCUGUGCACUGGCAGAGAGCUCCACAGAAGCCCAUCCCUGCCGGGGAGGAGGUGGUGGUCAGGGCACAAUUUUAGUUAUGGAGGGUUUUCUGGGACCUGGAGAAGGGAGAAGGAGGUGAGGG
This is a messenger RNA of Gavia stellata (red-throated loon), 1975 nucleotides long. RefSeq names its product endonuclease domain containing 1 (gene ENDOD1). The transcript is spliced from 2 exons. Gene Ontology annotation, molecular function: nucleic acid binding; hydrolase activity; metal ion binding. Lineage: Eukaryota; Metazoa; Chordata; Aves; Gaviiformes; Gaviidae. Bases 93 to 1520 code for a protein of 475 amino acids. The record is from RefSeq and is a predicted model, not a curated record.